Messenger RNA from Chanos chanos (milkfish), 1653 nucleotides. RefSeq names its product acyl-CoA dehydrogenase medium chain (gene acadm). Gene Ontology annotation, biological process: medium-chain fatty acid catabolic process; fatty acid beta-oxidation. NCBI's taxonomy places the organism in Eukaryota, Metazoa, Chordata, Actinopteri, Gonorynchiformes, Chanidae. The record is from RefSeq and is a predicted model, not a curated record. Gene Ontology annotation, cellular component: mitochondrion; cytoplasm. Bases 91 to 1365 code for a protein of 424 amino acids. The transcript is spliced from 12 exons. Gene Ontology annotation, molecular function: medium-chain fatty acyl-CoA dehydrogenase activity; flavin adenine dinucleotide binding.
CUGAUUGGCUACGUCCAGACUUCUUCAAGCGGACAAACAUCAUAAUAGGGCAUUCAAGGGUUUCAGAGCUAGUAGUGGAAAUCAACGACAAUGCUGGUAACGAAGGCAUUAAAGGCCGGUGCUCAGCUCGGGCUAAGGUUUCAGAGUACCGGUGCCGCAGCUAGCGCCAGAGCAGCGACCAGCACACUGAAGGCGUCCCAAGGAGGGUAUUGCUUUGAACUGACCGAUCAACAGAAGGAGUUCCAAGAGUUGGCCAGGAAGUUUGCCCGGGAGGAGAUUAUCCCAGCUGCCCCAACAUAUGAUCGAAGCGGUGAAUAUCCAUUUCCAAUCAUCAAGAAAGCAUGGGAGCUGGGUCUAAUGAACUCUCACAUUCCAGAGGACUGUGGUGGAAUGGGCCUCUCCAUCUUCGAUUCAUGCCUCAUCACAGAAGAACUUGCAUAUGGCUGCACUGGAGUCCAGACGGCCAUCGAGGCAAACUCUCUCGGUCAAAUGCCAGUCAUUAUUGCUGGUAAUGAUGCACAGAAGAAGAAGUACUUGGGCAGAAUGGCCGAGGAACCUCUUAUGUGUGCAUACUGUGUGACAGAGCCUGGGGCAGGCUCUGAUGUGGCUGGGAUCAGGACUCGUGCUGAGAAGAAAGGUGAUGAGUACGUAGUCAAUGGCCAGAAGAUGUGGAUCACCAAUGGAGGGAAAGCAAAUUGGUAUUUUCUGCUGGCUCGCACAGACCCAGACCCUAAAUGUCCUGCCAGCAAAGCUUUCACUGGCUUUGUCGUUGAAGCAGACACUCCAGGAAUUCAAGUUGGCCGGAAGGAAAUGAACAUGGGCCAGAGAUGCUCAGACACCAGGGGGAUAGUAUUUGAGGAUGUGAGGAUACCCAAGGAGAAUGUUCUGAUUGGUGAAGGAGCUGGCUUUAAGAUUGCCAUGGGGGCUUUUGAUAAGACUAGACCACCGGUGGCUGCUGGGGCUACCGGCCUGGCACAGAGAGCUCUGGAUGAGGCUACCAAGUAUUCCCUGGAGAGAAAAACCUUUGGCAGGUUUAUUGCAGAACACCAGGCAGUGUCAUUCCUGCUUGCAGAGAUGGCCAUGAAGGUGGAGCUUGCUAGGAUGGCCUAUCAGAGGUCAGCCUGGGAGGUGGAUCAGGGUCGCAGGAACACAUACUAUGCUUCCAUUGCUAAGGCCUUUGCUGGAGACAUUGCCAACCAGGUUGCUAGUGAUGCUGUCCAAGUCUUUGGCGGGAAUGGAUUUAACAGUGAAUACCCUGUGGAGAAACUGAUGAGAGAUGCAAAGAUUUACCAGAUUUAUGAAGGAACUGCUCAAAUCCAGAGACUUAUCAUCUCCCGUGAACAUCUUGGAAAAUUCAAGAGAUGAACUUGGUUAACCCUGUCCUGCCUUUUAUAGCACUUCUUCUGUUCAGAGACUUUUGUACAUGUUAAUGGUUAUGAUCAAUACAUCUCAGGAUUAAAAUACACAGAGCAAAUGCCUUGCAGUUAUCACAUCUGCCUUGUUUUUUUUUCUGUUUUGUUCGGAGUAAAAUGAACAAUUAAUGUUAUUACAAUGUUGUUGAACAAACUGAUAACCAUGGAAUGUGUCAUCCAUUACUUUUUCUAACUUGUGCAUCACCACAUAGUUGAAUAAAUUGUGUAGUCUGGCAAGAAA